UUGGAGUCAAAAACAGAAGUGCAGCACUUCGGAAUUUGACAAAGCUAUAUUUAAAAAAGUGCUUCGUGUCUGUGACCUAGAUAUCAUUUCCAGAAUGUCACUAACUAAUAAUUAGGCCCGCAACGGAAGGCGUAGAUGCCGUUUACGUGACGGGCAAUUUCGCUGAUUGGGCAUUGUCUGAGAACAACAUGCUCAAAAAGUCCGAGGAUUCCGAGCUUUUUGAAGGUUUUGUCCGUGUGAACGACAAGCAAAAGCUAGUGUUCAAGUUUGUGGUGGACGGCUCCCUAUGGACUACAGCUGAAAAGUACAAAGUUGAGUUUGACGAGCACGGGAACAAGAACAACUAUAUUGAGGCCGAAGAAUUGAUUCUUGAUUCAACAUGCAACCCAGGUGCAAAAGAUAGCUCCAGCGUCGAGAUCAAUGCUUACGAGAAACGUCGUUCUAUGGAGGGGCUGGUUGCAAAAGCUGCGUUGGAUUUCAACAAGACUCCUGUAGAAAAUGAUGAGUCAAAAGUGGAUGAAGACUACGGUGAUCAGCUGGGCGAUGAUGAGGCAGGCGACAGUUCUGAAGAUGAAAAGCCAUAUAUGUCUACCACUUCAGCUGUUCCUAGUACCUCUGAGGUUUAUUCCACGGCCCCCGCAGCCUUUGUUUCACUAGUCUCCUCGACAAAUUGCAAUGUUUCCAGAAGUCCAGCCAUCAACAGGGAUGAAACGAGCGGGUGUGACAGUGGUAUACAUGAACACCACGUUAUCAAGCAAUUUUCUCUUGACAAUGGAUGUGACUUGGAAAACAUACUGCUCACGGAAUCACUGUUCACAGAAGUCUCGUAUGUGACCAGCAAUUCCCAAUCGAUGGGAAAUCACCUAAGCAAUCUCAUGAAUCCUGAAGGGCAAAUGAAAGAAGGUUUCAUGUCAGUUAAUACCAUUUUUGAACCUGCAACAGACCAUCCGGGAGGUGCGGGGUCGCCUUUCUCUGAGCAGUCGGAAGAUGAUCACAAUUCAUGUGUGUCUGGUAAUAGCGAUUACAGAAGUGACGAGGAGGUUGAUAGUAUCGGAAUCUCAAUCGAAGUUGAAGACCCUGGUAGCGGUGUACCUCUGCCAGGGGUGUUUGCAAAAAUACGGGGGCUUUUCCACUUUUGAUGCAUUGGUUGACUUUGUAACUCUACAGAACGUCUUCGUUCAGAAUAUUUGCCGCUGAUCUUGUAGCGUUGUCUUGCUUCCAAGUUAGUAUAAUCUCACUUCUUGUCUCGAAUUAUAAUACAUGUUUAUUUAGAUCCAGAACUGUUGGGCGAAGUACCAUGUAUUCCAUGUAGUA
This is a messenger RNA of Metschnikowia bicuspidata var. bicuspidata NRRL YB-4993, 1314 nucleotides long. RefSeq lists its product as uncharacterized. The transcript has a single exon. Lineage: Eukaryota; Fungi; Ascomycota; Pichiomycetes; Serinales; Metschnikowiaceae. Bases 189 to 1139 code for a protein of 316 amino acids. The record is from RefSeq and is a predicted model, not a curated record.